This is a messenger RNA of Alternaria rosae, 1776 nucleotides long. Its product is annotated as heterokaryon incompatibility protein-domain-containing protein. The record is from RefSeq and is a predicted model, not a curated record. Lineage: Eukaryota; Fungi; Ascomycota; Dothideomycetes; Pleosporales; Pleosporaceae. The transcript has 3 exons. The coding region runs from base 1 to 1776 and encodes 591 amino acids.
AUGAUCGACGAUAACUCUGAAGAGGAAGGCCGGCGCUACUGCCAGCUUCGCUCAGGAGACGCAAGGGCAGACCCACUGCCCCAUUUCCAAUAUCAAGCUCUCCAACCUCGCUGCAUCCGCAUACUCAAACUCCUGCCUGGCCAAAGAUCGGAUCCCUUUCAGGGGCGCUUCACCGAGGUCAACAUUGACAGUGGCUCCAAAUUCGACGCGCUUUCGUACAUGUGGGGUGAUGCUACGCAGGCCGAUCGAAUAGUCGUGGCUUUCAUACCGAUAGCAUGGAAUCUGGCCCGGGCGUUAGAAUAUAUGCGUGACUCCCGAGGAUCUAGGCCACUAAGUAUAUGGAUCGACGCCAUAUGUAUCGAUCAGAAUAACCUUGAUGAACGAGCUGAGCAAGUCGCUAUAAUGCGAGCUAUCUACCGCAACGCCACAUGUGUGCGCAUCUGGAUCAAUGAACCAUCUCUUGACGAGAAGAGUGCGGCUGUAGCAGCUCUGAAAUGCUUCAGGCCCAGUGCCAAGGCGGAAAACGAUGGCUUGGGCAAACAUUUUGGGUUUUGGGGACCUUUGAUCCCAAUGUUCCAGAAUGACUAUUGGAGCCGUAUAUGGAUGAUCGUCCAGUCAGUUGGUCAACUUAAUCACUCCCGUAACGAUGGCCUACUAGAGUUGAAAGGAAAUAUUUUCGGCCCGAGUGCUAUCGAGAUGUUUGCUGUUCAUGGCGAUCAGAGACUGAAACAUGAUCUUAUCGCUCUUCUUACUAGGUCUGGUGGUAUGCAAGUGUCCAAAGGUCAUGAUCGCCUGUAUGCCCUUAUGCACCUGGCUGGAGACUACGAAGAAGGCGGCAUAACAGUCGACUACGAGAAGAAUGAACAACAGGUCAUGGCAGACGCGGCGGCUUACCACAUUAAUCUGCAUCAAAACCUCAACUUCUUGACCGAAAGCUUCCGAGACGGCGCUGAAGCGGCAGGAAUUUCCAGACCACAUGAGACUACUUGUCUGACGUGGAUCCCAGAGGGUUGGAUGGGACGUGACACUGAAGGAAUAGGGUUUGAUUUAGAAGAUGUUGAUGAUUCAGAAGCAGUUCAUAAUCGCGGAAUAAGACACACCGAAUGUCCUGCAAACGCUGUCGAUAUCAAGAAUCUGCGAUUGAGCAUCCGAGGCGUGAGACUGGGCUGGGUACGGCAAUGCUUUGUCUCCAGUACAAAUGUGUUCACCACAGUGUCUGAGCUCUGGGCAUCUUCGCUCGGCGAAUAUUUACAGCUAUACCUGGAGCGCGCCAGCACUAGUUCGUCACUCGAAUUCUCUCGUGCUAUCAACGACGAAAUAGAUGGCCGAAAGCACGAUCAUGAGUGUAUUCGAACUGGACUAUCGUAUUCUCUAGAACUUAGUAAAGCCCCAGAACAGGCGAGCCGUAGCUUUGGCUAUGGGGGAGAGGACAUAUUAGACCUUUUGGCUCCUCUCGAGAAGAGUAACCCACGCGCCUGGUUCGCGCUUCGGGAUGUUUUACGAGCAUUACGCGGGCGAUAUUGCAUUAAAACCAACGACGAAUACUUCGGCCGAGUACCGGAAUGCAACAUAAGAGAAAAGGAUGAGAUUUGGUUAGUGCUUGGGUGUCCUCAGCUAGUUGUUCUGCGAAGACAACCUAGUGGGAGAUACUGGCAUAUCUGCCCGGUCAGAGUACCUGCGCUAGACGAGCACGAAGAUGUCGCCCGAGUCUCAAGCAAGAUCCAGCCUGGAGAUAAAAUUGACGAAUGGACGGUUGAAGAUAUCGAGUUGGAAUGA